Molecule: messenger RNA, 966 nt
Organism: Topomyia yanbarensis
Lineage: Eukaryota; Metazoa; Arthropoda; Insecta; Diptera; Culicidae
Exons: 3
Coding region: 1-966 (321 amino acids)
Source: RefSeq, a predicted model, not a curated record
AUGUCAACUAUUUCUCUCGCCGAUGAUGAUCGCUACAUUCUGGGGCGCGAUGCAGUUGAUUCGCUCUCUGCAGAACCUGAUCCGUCAUCCAAUAACAUCGAGAUUUACUACCAGAAUGAAGCCAAGUCCAAAUCUAAGCCCAAGAAGCGCUUCAAAGGUCCUGCACAAACAAAAUUGUUGAUAGUUGAGGAACAGCUAAAGAAAAAUAAGGAUAAAGAAAAUAUUAAUACGAUAUUUGUCGCGGACACUGAGCAUGGCGGCGUAAACUUUUCCGCCGAUAACACUGAUGUUGACCCGCUAGAAUUGACAGUUGGCCCAGAAUCCUCGGUGAACAUUGUUUCCGGCGAUAUAUCAGACAGAUUUUUGUCAGUUUUGGAGAAACCAUCUGUUGACGUUGGGAUCACAUCGGAAUCUAAUCCAAAUCCAUUCGUCGGGCAACUGAAUGAAGGAACAGAAAACAGUGCAAACGAUGCCCAACUUCAAGAGGAAAUCUCGCAAUUGCAAAAGGAAAAUUUGAAAUUAAGGAAUCUGAAUAUGAAGCUACAGGAAGCAUUGAUGGAGAAACCGGGGGGAGAUGUUUUCAGAGAGCUUCCUGGUUACCCGGACAAAGCAUGGUUACUGAAAGUAUCUCAGGCGGCCGAUGAAUCGGACUACAUGUUCGUUAAGGAGCUGGUGCUCCAUCUAUGGCCUGAAGGAAUAGGAAAUGCAACUGUUUCAGGUAGAAGAUCCAACAACCCAAGCGGCAAAAGAAAGGCAACAUCGAUGGAAGAACCUGCUCAGCUCGAAGUAUCGAAUCCUCCGGAUAAAUUAGACCCGGAAAAAGUUGAAUACAUCAAGGAUCGACUUUUCGAACGCAGGAUCUUAUUGAAUGAUCCUCGAGGCACCGCAUUAAAAAUUGCGCGAAAGGUUCCAAAAUUCAUUGCAAUCGUCGUCGCCAACAACCCAACUCUCCGAUCAGGAUCCUAA